Molecule: messenger RNA, 6032 nt
Organism: Linum trigynum
Lineage: Eukaryota; Viridiplantae; Streptophyta; Magnoliopsida; Malpighiales; Linaceae
Source: the annotation of a GenBank genome assembly
UACAAAUUUCUCAAAAUUAAAGUUAUGUGAUUGAUUUGUAAGUAAGCACAAGUAUGAUGACCAUUAUUAUAAUUGGUUUGCUUGUUUUCUUCUUCCUCGUGAGGGAAAAGGAAACCAAAGAUUUUCUAUUUCCCGAGCCGAGAGAGUGAAGAAGGAACAGUUGCAGCCUUCGUCAAUCUCUUCCUUCGAUCCACAAUCCCCUAUUCGCCUGCUUGAGACGAGAGCGCUAAUUGGUCUCGCCCGUCGCCAUCUCAGCAGUUUUCUGCUAUUCCGACUUGACCUAAUCCAGUGGAUUGACUGGCGGGGAAGGCAGAGAUCUGUAACGAGUAACGACAGCUUUUGUUAGGGUUCAGAAAGACAAGCGAGACAGUUCGCUUCGAAUUCAAUCCUGUCGUCUCCGUCUUUGCUUGAGCUGCCCUGCUGCAAUAGGUAAUCUCCGUUGUCUAUGCAUCGCUCUGUUCUUCUUUUUGCCUGUUGCCGAUUAGAAAGCUGCAUCCGCCCGAGUUUUGAUUUUGUCUUUUCACUCGCUUUGAAUCAGGUCUUGAUUUGUGUUCCCCCAACUAUGCACGGAAAAGUGGGUUUUGGGGGAUGAAGCCCAGAGUGAAUUGAUUCCUUUCUGUCUCCUUACUCGUCGAUUCUCAAUUUUUUUUUUUGUUCUUUUGUCCGAAACUAGCUCGUUGAAUGAUUAGGGGUUUUAUUGCUCUUUUACUGUUGAAGUUUCGUGCUUUGCUUUUUCUUGCGAAUCCCGUAAUGUUGUUUUGUUUAGUGGGUUUUGAUCAGGGGAAGAGAUGGAGGAUGUGAAGCAUAAGUCCAGGAAGGAAGAGGAUUCCAAAAGGAGUCACCGUGACAAGGAGAGGAAUGGAGAUAGGCACCGCAGCAGCAGGCGAUCGGAGAGGGAGAAGAGUGUCGAUUCGGACAGCAAGUAUGAGAGGGAGAGGGAGAAGGAUAAGGAUAGAGAGAAGCGUAGUAAGGAGAAGGAUCGCAGAAGUAAGGAUGAUGGUAAAGAAAGGCAUGGCAAAGAUAGGAAGAGGGACAGGGAUGGAGAAGAGAAAGACCGGGAUAGGGAUCGUGAUCGGGAGAAGAAGGAGAAGAGGAAAAGGGAGAAGGUGAAGGAACACGAAAGGGAAGAGCGAGAGAAGAAGGAAAGGGACAGAAAGGGGGAGCGGGGUAAGGAAGAAAAAGAGAGGGAGAAGAAGGAUAGAGAGAAAGAAAGGAGGAGGAGGGAGAAGCACAGAGGGUAUAGUAGUAGCGAUGAUAGCGAUAAUGAUGAUACUAAGGUGGAUCAUCGUGAUAAGAAGAGGCGGAAAAAAGAGGCAGAUGAUCACAAGGAGAGAACACGAGAAGUUAGCAAGUCGAGCAAGCGCAAGGAUGACAGUGACGGUAGUGGGAGCUCUCCACCGAGAAAGGUUGCUGCUGCUGCUGCUGUUGGUGUUCAGGAAGUUAAGGAAAGUGGUAAAACUCGAGAGGAGGAAUUAGAGGAUGAGCAGAAGAGGUUGGAUGAUGAGAUGGAGAAAAGAAGGAGAAGAGUCCAAGAGUGGCAAGAACUGAAGAGGAAGAAGGAAGAGUCCGAGCGUGAAAAGCUGGGGGAAUCAGGUCCGACAGACGAGCUGAAAUCCGGUAAAACCUGGACUCUCGAGGGAGAAUCUGAUGAUGAAGAUGCCAUGGGGAAAUCGGAUACUGAAAUGGAUGUGGAUGAUAAUUCAAAACCUGAUGGAGAAACUGAAGAUGCAAUGGCUGUAGAUGCUCAAGAAGAAGAUGAUUCAGCAGUAGCUCCUGCUGCUCCUGCAGCAGCAACAGAAGCCCCUCCUGUUGAGGAGGAUGAAGAUAUUGACCCCCUCGACGCGUUCAUGAACAACAUGGUUUUACCAGAAGUGGAGAAGCUCAAUAGUGCAGCUGUUAGUGACAAUAACGGGGUCGAUCUUGGCAAGAAAGAUGUGAAGACCGAAGCAAAGAACAAUGGAGAACAGUCGAAGAAGGGGUCAAAGAAAUCAUUAGGAAGAAUCAUUCAAGGGGAGGAUUCCGACUCGGAUUAUGGGGACGUUGAUAAUGAUGAGAAAGCUUCUGAAGAUGAAGAUGAUGAAGAGUUCAUCAAGAGGGUAAAGAAGACAAAAGCUGAGAAGUUGUCCCUCGUCGAUCACUCCAAAAUUGAUUACAAGCCAUUCAGGAAAAACUUCUACAUCGAGGUGAAGGAGAUCUCGAGAAUGACUCCAGAGGAGGUUUCUGCUCAUAGAAAAGAGUUAGAACUCAAGAUACAUGGCAAAGACGUGCCUAAACCAAUCAAGACAUGGCACCAAACUGGACUGACCACCAAAAUCAUGGACACUAUCAGGAAACUCAACUUCGAGAAGCCGAUGUCGAUUCAAGCUCAAGCACUUCCAGUGAUCAUGAGUGGCCGGGACUGCAUCGGAAUUGCCAAGACCGGUUCCGGCAAGACCCUAGCUUUUGUCCUUCCUAUGUUGAGACAUAUUAAGGAUCAACCGCCUGUUGAAGCUGGAGAUGGCCCUGUCGGGAUGAUAAUGGCACCCACGAGAGAGCUCGUGCAGCAGAUACACAGUGAUAUCAGAAAGUUUACAAAACCUCUCGGGUUGAGAUGCGUGCCUGUGUACGGAGGUUCCGGUGUUGCCCAGCAAAUCAGCGAGUUGAAGCGUGGGACUGAGAUUGUCGUCUGCACUCCAGGUCGGAUGAUCGACAUACUCUGCACGAGCGGCGGGAAGAUCACAAAUCUCCGGAGGGUGACGUAUUUAGUCAUGGAUGAAGCUGACCGAAUGUUCGACAUGGGAUUUGAACCUCAGAUCACGAGAAUUGUUCAGAACAUUCGCCCCGAUCGGCAAACUGUUCUCUUCUCUGCCACUUUUCCAAGGCAGGUCGAGAUUUUGGCUCGGAAGGUUCUAAACAAACCAGUCGAGAUACAGGUUGGCGGUAGGAGCGUGGUGAACAAGGACAUUACCCAGCUUGUCGAGAUUCGACCAGAAAAUGAACGUAUCUUCAGACUGCUGGAGCUUCUUGGUGAAUGGUAUGACAAGGGGAAGAUUCUAGUGUUCGUCCAGUCACAGGACAAGUGCGAUAUGUUAUACAAAGAAAUGAUGAACGUGUAUCGCUACCCUUGUCUCUCUCUUCACGGAGCUAAAGACCAGACUGAUAGAGAAUCAACGAUCUCGGACUUCAAGAACAACGUCUGCAAUUUGUUGGUCGCAACAAGUAUUGCUGCUCGUGGAUUGGACGUCAAGGAUCUUGAAUUGGUGGUCAAUUAUGACGCUCCAAACCACUACGAGGAUUAUGUCCACCGGGUUGGUCGAACUGGUAGAGCUGGCAAGAAGGGAUGUGCGGUGACAUUCAUAUCAGAGGACGAUGCUAAAUAUGCGCCAGACCUUGUGAAGGCACUGGAACUGUCGGAGCAAGUUGUGCCAGAUGAUUUGAAAGCUCUUGCAGAUGGUUUCAUGGCAAAGGUGAAUCAAGGGCUCGAGCAGGCGCAUGGAACUGGUUAUGGCGGGAGUGGAUUCAAGUUUAAUGAAGAGGAAGAUGAGAAGAGGAUGGCGGCUAAGAAAGCACAGGCAAAGGAGUACGGUUUCGAGGAAGACAAGUCUGAUUCGGAAGAUGAGGAUGAAGGGAUUCGAAAGACGGGGAAUAACGAUCUCGGCCAGCUUCAGGCUGCUCGUGCUCAGCAGAUGGCAGCCCUUGCAGUUGCUUCUGUCCCGCCACCUGCCCAGCUACUAUCUGCCGGCGGUGUUCCUGCUGCAGCAGCAGAUGGGAUGGCGAGAGCACAGGCGUUGGCUGCUGCCAGGAACUUGCAGCAGAACCUGUUGAAGCUGCAAGCUGAUGCUUUGCCCGAGCAUUACGAGGCUGAGCUGGAGAUCAACGAUUUCCCACAGAACGCUCGGUGGAAGGUGACCCACAAGGAGACUUUGGGUCCGAUUUCAGAGUGGACCGGAGCUGCCAUCACCACCAGAGGGCAGUACUUCGGACAGGGGCGGGUACCAGGUCCUGGAGAACGGAAGCUGUACUUGUUCAUCGAAGGCCCGAACGAGGUGUCAGUGAAGAGAGCCAAGGCAGACUUGAAGCGCGUCCUGGAAGAGAUCACGAGCCAGGGAUUCUCUGUUCCUGGUGGCGCUCAAACUGGCAGAUACUCGGUCGUCUAAAGCUUCUGUGAGUCUAGUAUUAGAUAGAUUACACAGUACACGCUAUUUUUAGUUGGGAAUCCAAUACUUGGUCUGAACGUGUUGAAAUUUUGUCAGUGCAGGGCCCUGCCUUGAGAACCAUCUCUGCAGAAAUUCCAUGAGCUGCCGCCAUGUUUAGUUGAGUGAGUCUGUGAUUUUUGCAGAAGCAGUAGGAGAAAGGGCUAUAGAUUGGGAAUCCCAUGUUCAAACUCCAAACCGUUUAUUCUUCCCCUAUUCUGAUUUUGUAAUGGCCGAUAGGGUUACGGCUCUGAAAUCUUUAUACCAACUUGUUGGAGAUUACUGCUUCUUACGUGUAUCACAAGGAUCAGAUUAUUGUGUUAUAAUAUGGUUUCUCGCGGUUUUAUAUGGUCAUAUGGUUCACUUCGUGGCAAGUCAUUUCACAUUAGGUAAUCUUUUCCUCAGGUCCUUUCAUCGCCAUUGCAGAUCUAAUCAAGAACCCAGUUAGAUACCAGGAUGCAACGUAUGGUGAACAUGGACGAUGAUUCCUCGUAUUUGCUAAACUAUCAACAACGUGAUUACUUUCACGGUGAACAUGAAGAUAAAAUUCGACGAGGUAUGCUGCCGGCCGGAAUGAUCUCAUCCUCUCGUCGGCGGCAGAAAGUAAAAUAUGACCGGAAAGCCGCCUAUGAGGUCCACUAGCUGCAAAUGCUCUCUAGCUAAUCAACUUUCACAAGAAUCAUAGAUGUAUGAUUGGGAGAUGAGAGGCAAAUUAUUGGCAAGACUAGAUUUUAAAUGGAUGGCAAAUAAUUAGACAUAUUUGACUAAUUAUUAAUCACCUUCCUCUCUAGCUAAUCAAUAUCUUGUGUGCUUGCUCUCACGCAUCAUAUUGGCCAGAGUGGAUCAACAUCUUUUUCAUGACCUGACCAUGUGGCCUUCCUUUGCAUGUCAAAGAAGACUCUCAAACUCAAUAGAUGGGAAGUUGGUGAAAGUAAAUAUAGUUCAGGAUCUUUUUCAAGUGAGCAAAAUCCUAGAGCUCGAAGGGGAUCAUCGGACGAGGGUGAACUGUGGUUAUCAGAACGAUCAAUCACAUGUUGGUAGGUAGCAGUGCUUCAAAGCGCUUUUCGGUAGGUUGGUGGCAAGUUCUUCGAGCCAAGCUGGAUUAGGUGUAUGGGAGUUACGGUUACUGGAUAUCCAAUUAGAUACCUUGUUAGUCAGCUGGUUUAACUUUUUUAGCUGCACGAAACAACUGAAACGACAGGUAAACAACGGAUUCAACACAAAAUACUCUACCACUAACUUUUCGGUACCGUUUUAUCGUUCUUGGUCACACAUACAAAUCCAAGUUCCCCGUGAAAGUUGAAACCUUUGCUUAAUUAGUAAUUACUAGGAUGAGUUCAUACUACAUCACACAUGCAAAUCCAAAUGAAACUCGCUUAACUGCCUUGCUCCUUUCCAUCGACGAUAGCAUAUAUAGCAUUCUCCAGGGUGAUCUUACGGGGUAGUCAAAAUUCCAACCGGUAUUGUUAAUGGUACCUACAACUGGCCACAAAGUUUCAAGUCAAAGGAGGAUAUAUAGUAACAUAGAACAGAAAAAGGAAUGAGCAAGUAGGUUGCAGAAUCGUUCAAGGCGAAACAGUGGAUUGAAUAAUUUCACAUUCAACAAGCAUAGUUCUAACUUAGUGGAAAGCAAUCAGAUGAUUCCCCCCCAAAGGUUAGCAAAGGCCGCCGCGGCUGCUUUACCCUCGCCCGGAUGGUGUUUUCAACCGACGGAGUCUCCACCAUUUCGUUUCCGGCGGCGAAACUGAACUGAGCUCUAAUCGGCCAAAUGGCGGGAGACUCCGGGAAAGCGGUUUACUGUUGGCUAGUUCUAGCUGGGCUUCCUGGAACCCGGCUUGUAAAGAAACUGCCACGAUGGGG